This is a messenger RNA of Talaromyces amestolkiae, 1269 nucleotides long. RefSeq lists its product as uncharacterized. The transcript has a single exon. NCBI's taxonomy places the organism in Eukaryota, Fungi, Ascomycota, Eurotiomycetes, Eurotiales, Trichocomaceae. Bases 1 to 1269 code for a protein of 422 amino acids. The record is from RefSeq and is a predicted model, not a curated record. Gene Ontology annotation, molecular function: hydrolase activity.
AUGGCACAGGUACACGGUUUGUCAGACAUUUUGAAGGGCGCCUCAUUAGAUCUUAGCCCGUACGAGGAUCUGUACAAGUAUUUCCACGCCCACCCCGAGCUUUCGCGGCAAGAGAAAUCAACAUCUGAGAAAAUCGCAGCGCAUCUAUCUGCGCUGAAAGCAUAUGAAAUCCACACAAAUAUCGGGGGCUAUGGUCUUGUAGGAGUACUCAAGAAUGGCGCUGGAAAGACUAUCCUUCUCCGCGCUGAUAUGGAUGCGCUUCCCGUCAAGGAAUUAACAGGCCUUCCAUACGCAAGCUCGGUCACCAUGAGCGACGCCGAAGGUGUCGAAAAACCAGUGAUGCAUGCAUGUGGACAUGAUAUGCACAUAACGUGUCUUCUCGCAGCAGCCGAACUUCUUGCAAUCACUCAACAUGCAUGGAGCGGAACGCUGAUUGUACUUUUCCAGCCGGAUGAGGAACGGGGCGGUGGUGCGCAGGCCAUGGUUGAAGAUGGGCUCUACUCUAAGAUUCCUGUUCCGGAUUAUUGUUUUGGGCAGCAUGUGAUGCGUAUGCGUGCGGGGACUAUUGGGUCACGACCCGGGACAAUUAUGGCGGCUGCUGAUAGUAUGAAGGUAACCGUGUUCGGGCGCGGUGGUCAUGGAUCUCUGCCUCAUCAGACGGUGGAUCCUGCUCUACUUGCUGCACAUAUUGUUGUCAGAUUGCAGAGCAUCGUGAGCAGGGAGAUUGACCCGACUGAUCUGGGAGUAGUUACGGUUGGAAGUCUGCAAGCCGGACAGACCGAGAAUAUCAUUGCGGAUCGCGCUGAAAUCGGGCUUGAUUUCAGGACGGUGAAACUCGAGACUCGUAAUAAAAUACUAUCUGCUAUUCGACGUAUUGUCGAGGCAGAAUGUAUGGCUAGCGGCUCSCCMAAAMCACCAACAUUCACGCCAACACGUCGCUUCCCACCUACCAACAAUGACAAGAAUGUCGCGUCUCAAUUAGCCGCGUCCUUUGAAACACAUUUUGGAGACUCUUUUGAUGGAGAUAUAUCGAGGUCAAAUGUUGCCGAGGACUUUUCUACGCUGGCCACCAGCAAGGGCGUGCCAGCCUGCUUUUGGUUUCUUGGAGGGAUUGAUCCGGAACUAUGGGACAGAGUAUUGAAAGAAGAAAAUCCUACAGAAGAAAUACCAACGAAUCACUCAGCUUUGUUUGCGCCUGUGAUACAGCCGACGAUGAGAGCUGGUGUGGAUGCUCUUUGUGUUGCAGCCUUGACGUUUCUGAAGAAAUAG